AUGGCAGCCGUGGUAGACAAGAGCGCAAUUCUUGCGACCGCGGGCCAAGGGAUCAACGAGCUCAUUUCGUGGGCGACCGGAAGCGGCAAGCCGCCUGUCUCCAACACCUACGAGGCCUGCCGCUGCCAACUGCGCCUCCCGACACCGCUCGACGACGUCGGCCGCCUCCUCGCGUCGCCCAACGACGCGGCCGCCGCGGCGUCGUACGUGCACGUGGACAAGUCGACGCUCCUGCAUGUAGUCGAGAGCGACCAUUUGCAUGUCGAGCUGCGCUACGGCAUCUUCAAGGCGCCGGUGCCCUUCAUGCGCGACCGCGACGUGACCUACAUUGAGUGCUUCAAGGCGUUCACGGACACGAAUGGCCGGCGCGGCGUCGCGCGUUACCUCACGUCGCACGAGUUCCCGACUACGACGCCCAACGCCAGCUAUGUCCGUGCUGUCGUCCGGACGUGGGGCAUCGUUGUCGUCGAGUCGAGCGACCCGCUCGUGCUCCACGCGAGCUCGGUGGUCGACGUCGACUGGAAGAGCGUGUCGACGGUCAUUGGGUCGCGCAUGACGUCGCGCCGCGCACAGAGCGUCAAGCACCUCGACACGGUCGUCCGCGCGUCGCUCAAGAAGCUCUUUGAGCGCUGCUCCAUGUGCCUCACCAAGCCGUCGAGCUUUGAGCGCGCCAACAACUUUGUCGCGUGCGUCGGGUGCGCCAAGCCGCUCUGCGUCGGGUGCAAAGACAUUGGCAGCCGCGCGUCCGGGGUUGCAAUUUGUCUGGCGUGCGCGGGCGCAAAGGCACGCGCCAAGGUGCCCACCCGGGAGACGCUGCUCGAGUCCGAAGCGUCCACCGUCGAGUCCGACACCAAGUCGCCGCCCGUGCACCGGACGCCCCGGCGCCUCUCGUGUGAAAGCGGCUGGCUCACGCCACAGUACCACCGGCCCCGCCGCCAGACUGAGGCGCCAUUGGACUUGACGUAUCUCGCGUCCUUUCAAGGCAGCACCGCAUAG
Molecule: messenger RNA, 996 nt
Organism: Saprolegnia diclina VS20
Lineage: Eukaryota; Oomycota; Saprolegniomycetes; Saprolegniales; Saprolegniaceae
Exons: 1
Coding region: 1-996 (331 amino acids)
Source: RefSeq, a predicted model, not a curated record